Raphanus sativus (radish) is the source of this 2121-nucleotide messenger RNA. RefSeq names its product protein terminal ear1 homolog. Lineage: Eukaryota; Viridiplantae; Streptophyta; Magnoliopsida; Brassicales; Brassicaceae. The transcript has 5 exons. The record is from RefSeq and is a predicted model, not a curated record. Bases 180 to 2000 code for a protein of 606 amino acids. Gene Ontology annotation, molecular function: RNA binding.
AACAAAAAAAAAUGAACAUUUGUUCUCUUCCACUGUCUUGUCUAAUGUCCGUAGAGUAAAGAGAUAGAGACGACGUUGCAGUAUCUUGCUCUCUCUCUCUCUCACACGAUCAAGAAAACUUUCACGUACACCGGAGAAAACUAUUACUCCGGUAAGAAAACAAUUAAAGACCUGUUCAAAUGGAAGAUUCUACAGCUUUUCCUUUCGCCGGGAAUCUUGACCCUCGAGCUCAAGAGUUCGUACCACUAAACCCUAUGUCUUCACCUUUUUACUUUCCGUACACUUCUCUUCCGCCGCCGCUUCCGCCACCUCCUCCGUCAUACGGAUUAUUUCCGCCGGAUCCAAGAAUGUUCACGUUCUUUAAUCGCCAACCACAUCCCAUGAUGUUUUCUCCUCCACCACCACCACCACCUAGUCCAUGUUUUAACGGCGCUUCGGCUGUUCAACAGCUAUCUACGCCGUCAAACUCUCCGACGCGAUCACUGUCUCUGCUCUGCGUGCCGCGUGACGUCACCGAGUCCACGGUGAGACGCGACUUGGAGGUGUUCGGCGAGGUGCGUGGCGUCCAAAUGGAGAGAAUCACCGAGGGAAUCGUGACCGUCCAUUUCUACGAUCUCCGUCACGCCAAAAGAGCUGUUCGAGAGAUUUGCGGUAGACACAUGCAGCACCAAGAAUGGCUCGGUAGCAGUGGAGGUGGAAGCGUUUGGAGACCACCUUCAUCAUCGGCGCGUGGGUUUGUUUCCGGUAGACCUGUGUGGGCCCACUUUGUACUCCCGGCUACUAACGCAGUACCCGGCGGUUGUAACCAAGGAACGUUGGUGAUAUUUAACCUAGACCCUGAAGUCUCUUCCACUGCUCUCAGACAGAUCUUCCAAGUUUACGGUUCGAUCAAAGAGUUGAGAGAGACACCGUACAAGAAACAUCAAAGAUUCAUUGAGUUUUACGAUGUGAGAGAUGCAGCGAAAGCGUUUGACCGAAUGAAUGGUGAAGAAAUUUAUGGGAAGCAAGUUGUGAUAGAAUUUAGCCGACCAGGUGGGAUUAAGAACAAGUUCACCCCAUUUAGGCAACCGCAGUUACCGUUUCAACCGCGACCAAUUCUAGCUCCUCCUCCUCCUUUGAGGCAGUCUAUUACUCUGAUGAAAGAUAAAAGCACUAAUGUGAACCCUAACAAUGGAGUUGAUGUUGUUGAAGCUUCUAUGCGUUCGUUGUGUAUCAUGGAUGAUGAUAACAAUAAGACCCGAGAAGCUGAAUCUGAAACAAAGAGCAAAAACGUAGCUAAGUGGAGAAAGAGAAAACAGAUGAAAAGUAUGGAGCUAAGUCAGUUUCUUAUCAGUGAAGAAACCAUGGAUGAUCCAAGUUGCAGAGAUCAACGUACCACUUUGAUGAUUAAGAACAUACCAAACAAGUACAGUCAAAAACUGCUGUUGAAUAUGCUGGAUAAUCACUGCAUUCACAUCAACGAAGCGAUUACCGAGGAGAGGGACGAACACGAAGCUCAUCAUAAUCAGCCAUUUUCUUCUUAUGAUUUCGUGUAUCUGCCCAUGGACUUCAACAACAAGUGCAAUGUUGGAUAUGGGUUUGUAAACAUGACGUCUCCGGAAGCAGCUUGGAGGCUUUACAAGGCGUUUCAUCUUCAACGUUGGGAGGUUUUUAAUUCGCACAAGAUUUGCCAAGUCACAUAUGCAAGAGUUCAGGGUUUGGAGGAUCUAAAGGAACACUUCAAGAGCUCAAAAUUUCCGUGCGAGGCUGAGCUUUACCUUCCGGUGUUUUUUUCGCCUCCACGGGACGGGAAGCAGUUAACGGAACCAGUCUCUAUCAAGAUCAACGGCGUCACCGGGAUCAAUAGCAAUCAUCUUUUUGAGCCUAUGGACGGUCAAGAUCACUCUGUGGGUGGAUCAUGUUGCGGCAGUGACAAUGAUAACAGUCAGGAAGAUGGAUUAUCCGGCAGUAGCAUAGACGGUGGGCGAAGUUUGACGGUGGUAGGAGAGACGUCUUUCUAGAAGUUGUUUGUAAUGUAAACGGAACCUUAGUAUAUGAAGUGUAAUUAGACAAAUCAUGUUGUUUAAGUUCAACGCUUGUUAUGUUGUCUGGAUCUAAAUCUUAUCUGGUUAUUCGACGCGA